AUGGCACUCAAGAUCAAAGAAGAGGUUAAGAAGCAGCUUGACGUUGACUUUUUGGCCAUUUCUGAGUAUCCCGAGUGGGUUGCUAACAUCGUUCCAGUUUCGAAGAAAGCUGCGAUAAAAGGGAGUGUCUUGUCUGACUACCUUGCUCACCUACCUGUCGAAGGUUAUCAACCGUUGAGGUUUGAAUUUUUGGACGAAGACAUUAUGUUUAUCAGAGACUUCACUAUGUCGGGCUUUGAAGCAGGCCCUGAGGAAGGUCCCGAACCAAGACCGCGAUGGACGCUCGUGUUCGACGGUGCUUCCAAUGCUCGAGGCCAUGGCAUAGGUGUUGUUAUCACUUCUCCAACCGGUCUCCACCUUCCAUUUACCUCUAGAUUAUGCUUUGACAACACCAACAAUAUGGCAGAAUAUGAAGCAUGUAUCUACGGUUUGGAGGCGUCCAUCGACUUAAGGAUCAAGAUUCUUGAGGUAUACGGUGAUUCAGCUCUGGUAAUCAGUCAGGUAAAGGGUGAUUGGGAGACUCGGGAUAGCAAGUUGAUACCUUUUAAGGAGCAUAUCAGAAAACUGGUACCCUACUUUGAUGAAAUCUCUUUUCACCAUAUUUCUAGGGAAGAAAAUCAGUUAGCAGAUGCACUAGCCACGUUGGCAUCUAUGUUCAGAGUCAAAUGGAAGAAUGAAGCACCAGUUAUCCAUAUUGACCACUUAGAUGAACCAACACAUUGUCUAGCAAUUGAGGUCGAUCCUGAUGAUAAGUCAUGGUUCUAUGACAUAAAGACAUUUCUGGAAAAAUGGCAAUAUCCCGAGGGUAUAUCCAUUACUGAUAAGAAGGCUUUGAGAAGACUCUCUUCCAAGUUCUUCCUAAACGAUGAUGUGUUAUACAAGUAA
Molecule: messenger RNA, 885 nt
Organism: Lathyrus oleraceus (garden pea)
Lineage: Eukaryota; Viridiplantae; Streptophyta; Magnoliopsida; Fabales; Fabaceae
Exons: 2
Coding region: 1-885 (294 amino acids)
Molecular function (GO): RNA-DNA hybrid ribonuclease activity; nucleic acid binding
Source: RefSeq, a predicted model, not a curated record